AUGUCACAAUUUUCAUUUCCUUUCGAGACGACUCUUCAAAAUUUAUAUUCUUUCGGAAUUCAAGUUUUAAAUACUAAAGAUACGGAUGAAAAAGUCAAGCUCUCGUUUCAAGCACAACAACUUUAUGAAGAGGGAAAAAUAAGUGUGAGACCUUUGGAUCGAAAUGAAAUGUUUCGAGUAAGACCUCCGAAUGUUCCGGCUCGUCCUGACAAUGUAACCAUUGUUCCUCCGAAACAAUUACAUAAAAGAGGAUCAGGAACGGUGGAAAAUAGAGCUGCAUUGAUUCAUUCCAUCUGUCACAUGGAAUCCUACGCCAUUGAUCUAAGCUGGGAUAUUAUCUGUCGAUUUGCAAUUCUCGAUUAUUUACCUGACGAAUUUCUCAUUGAUUGGUUUUACGUGGCAUUGGAUGAAUGUCGACAUUUCAAAAUGUUAAGCAAACGAUUGACAGAAUUGGGAAGUUUUUACGGUCAAUUUCCAUCACAUGGUGGAUUGUGGAGUGCAGCAACUGCCACUCAAAAUGAUGUCAUGUUAAGAUUAUGUAUUUUACACACCGUACAUGAGGCACGUGGAUUGGAUAUGACCCCAAAUAAUAUUCGAAAAUUGAGAGAAGCCAAAGAUUUUGAAAGUGCAGAUGUGUUGAGUGUGAUUUUGGAAGAAGAAAUUAGUCAUGUUCAGAAAGGAGUGAAAUGGUUCAAGUUUUGUUGUGCCCAUGCGAUCAGAGAGGAGAGAAGAAAGAAUCGAGAAGAGCAGAAUUUUGUUCAUGUUGGAAAUGACAUGCUGACAACGACGACAAAUGAACAAGAAGUGAGUGAAGAUUUAAUUCGACAAAGAUUUCAUCAUUUGGUGCGAAAUCACACCACAACGGGAGUGUUGAGACCUCCUUUUAAUCAUGAAGCUCGUUUGAAGGCAGGGUUCACAAAGGAUUGGUAUGAACCUCUUAUUCCUGAAGCAAAUGUGGCAUCCACCACAAACGAAGAGACACAAGCCAAUGAAGAAGUCAUUCAUUGA
Molecule: messenger RNA, 1008 nt
Organism: Naegleria fowleri
Lineage: Eukaryota; Heterolobosea; Eutetramitea; Acrasida; Naegleriidae
Exons: 2
Coding region: 1-1008 (335 amino acids)
Source: RefSeq, a predicted model, not a curated record